AUGCAAGGCAUGUAUAAAGGUUUUACGUCUUGGCUUAGCAAAACAGCGCCCGAACAAGUUCAUGUUUGGUGCUAUAGCCACGUUUUAAACCUGGUAAUAUGUGACGCUACAAAAAACCCAGUUAAAGUAGCAACGUUCUUUUCUAUCAUUAAUUCAUGUGCCGUAUUUUUUAAAGAAUCAUACCAGCGUAUGAAUAAUUGGAAGUCAAUAAGUAAUAAUCAUCACGAUAAUAUUCGAAAUAAACGUCUUCAAAUCAUCGGAGAAACGAGAUGGACCGCAAAGCAAACAGCCCUUAACAGAAUUUUUGGUACUUAUGAUAAAUUUGACGAUGCUUUGUAUACAGAGUUGAUUAUUUGUCAAUCUAAAAUAUCUAAUAAUGAAGGUUUUAAGCCCGAUAUUCGAUCUAAAGCUAACUGUAUAUUGUCAUCAUUAUUGAAGUAUGAAAAUAUCCUCAUUGCACAUAUGUUUAUGAAAAUAUUUUCUAUAACAGGUCCCUUAUCAAGAUACUUGCAAACAAGUGGCUUAGAUUUAUUAAAAUGUCAACAAAUGGUCGAAGGCACUUUAAAACAAAUAGAAAAACUCCAACGAGAUAUGGAAAAUAUAAAAAUAACAUGUGAUAAGUUUAUAGAAAAGGCUCAACGAAUUAUUGAUUUAGAAAUUGAAAAUACUGAAGAUGAAAAAAAUAAGAAAGAUUUAGAAAUGUGUGAUAUUCAAGAUCAGUUUGAAAAUAAACGUAUUCAAAGAAAGAAAAGGAUGUCUACUUAUGAAACGGAAGAUGAACCAAUAAUUAAUGCUGCAAAAAAAUUUGAAGUUGAAGUUUAUAAUAAAGUAUUUGAUGCUAUUAUACGAAGUAUGACUUCAAGGUUUAUUAAAAAUAAUACAUUAUACUUUGAUCUAUCUCUAUUAUCGCCAAACAAUUUUGAAUCAUUCAAAAAUGGAAUGCCGAGUGGUGCAUUAUCUACAUUAUCUUUGAAACUUAAACCAUUUAUUGAAU
This is a messenger RNA of Myzus persicae (green peach aphid), 994 nucleotides long. RefSeq lists its product as uncharacterized. NCBI's taxonomy places the organism in Eukaryota, Metazoa, Arthropoda, Insecta, Hemiptera, Aphididae. The record is from RefSeq and is a predicted model, not a curated record. The annotation marks the transcript as partial. The transcript has a single exon.